UACACCUUAGUUAGCCUCUAUUCCCAAAGCAUCCUCGUUAGCUACACGAUCUCUCUCUCUCUCUCUCUCUCUCUCUCUCUCUCUCUCUCUCUCUCUCUCUCUCUCUCUCUCUCUCUUUCUCUCUGUCUCUCUCUCUCUGUCUCUCUCUCUCUCUCUCUGCGACUUUCCGUGCUUCCUUUUUAACCCAGCGUUAUACAACACAGCUGUACAAAUUAUUUUGUUGCGCACAGCUUCAGCUAAGGUCUACUACCAAAUUGGUCUCCUAACAAAUUGAAAUUCAGGGCUACUACCAAAUUGUGGUCAGGUCUACUAGCAAAUUGUCUGUAGCCUACCAAGUUAGCAAUCUAACGUGUGAUUAGAGAAUAUCGCAUCUGUAUUUAAGCAAUGGAUUCACCAAUGUGCCUCAUCGACAACGUGGAUGGUGUGCUUCGACAUGUCCCAGAUGCCAUCGACCACCUUAUGAAGAUCCGUCAGCCCGUCGUCGUAGUGUCGGUGGUCGGGUUGUACCGCACCGGCAAGUCUUACCUCAUGAACAAGCUGGCUGGCAGGAACGACGGAUUUGCUUUGGGAGCCACCAUACAGUCCAAGACUAAGGGCAUCUGGAUGUGGUGUGUGCCUCAUCCUAAACAAGCUGACCAAACUCUGGUGCUGCUGGACACAGAGGGACUAGGGGACGUAGAGAAGGGAGAUUCCAAGAACGAUGCCUGGAUUUUCUCCCUGGCUGUUCUGCUCAGCAGCACUCUGGUCUAUAACAGUCGAGGGACCAUAGACAACCAGGCUGUGGAGAACCUCCAUUAUGUGAAGGAGCUGUCAGAGAGAAUCAAGGUUAAGUCCCCCAGCGAUGCUUCAUCCAGUGAGGAGGGGGAAGAGGAGGGGGGGGACGCCCAGUUUGUCCAGUUCUUUCCUAACUUUGUCUGGGCAGUCAGAGAUUUUACUCUGAACCUCAACAUUGAUGGUAAAGACGUGACUGCAGACGGGUAUCUGGAGCACUCUCUGGAACUCAAGAAAGGUACGGCCACAAAUACAAAGAUCAUGAACUACAACCUCCCUACAGAGAACUGAGCAUGAUUAUAUUCC
Hypomesus transpacificus is the source of this 1077-nucleotide messenger RNA. Its product is annotated as guanylate-binding protein 1-like. The coding region runs from base 385 to 1062 and encodes 225 amino acids. Gene Ontology annotation, molecular function: GTPase activity; GTP binding. The record is from RefSeq and is a predicted model, not a curated record. Lineage: Eukaryota; Metazoa; Chordata; Actinopteri; Osmeriformes; Osmeridae. The transcript has 5 exons.